Molecule: messenger RNA, 790 nt
Organism: Dreissena polymorpha
Lineage: Eukaryota; Metazoa; Mollusca; Bivalvia; Myida; Dreissenidae
Exons: 6
Coding region: 124-513 (129 amino acids)
Biological process (GO): proton motive force-driven ATP synthesis; proton transmembrane transport
Molecular function (GO): proton transmembrane transporter activity
Source: RefSeq, a predicted model, not a curated record
GGUUCAUAUCGUUACGGAAAUAAAUUGUGGCGCAUGCGCAGUUACCGGUCUCCUUGUCGAUCGCAAAGGUUAGCGUAAAAGAUCUAGCUGAUUUUCAGUUGGCAGCACCAAUUUUCCUGCAAAAUGUACGCCUGUGCCAGAAUCGCCGCUCCAGCUGCACGAUGCAUCGUGUCAAGCUCAAGCAAAGCCUUGGUCAGACCUAUCAGCUGCACUGUUUUCUCAAAAGAUUACACUGGUGUCACAGUAAAUCAGAUGAGAAACUUCCAGACCAGUGUUGCCAAACGUGAUAUUGACCAGGCUGCCAGAUACAUUGGAGCUGGUGCUGCCACAGUAGGAACAGCUGGUGCUGGAGCCGGUAUUGGAACAGUGUUCGGCAGCAUGUGCAUCGCCUUUGCCCGUAACCCAGCCAUGAAGCAGCAGCUCUUUGGUUACGCUAUCCUGGGAUUCGCCCUGUCUGAGGCCAUGGGCAUCUUCUGUCUGGGCAUGGCUUUCCUCAUCGUGUAUGCUCUUUAAGAAAGCUGGAUGUUUAGGACUCGUUAAUUUAACAAUCUUUUGAAAUACAUACCAAGAUUUUAGUGUGCGAGUUAAAAAUUUGUUGGAAUGUAAUUUAUGUGUGGAACAUAGUGCUACAGGGAACAAUCCAGUGGACAGUUGCAUUUCAGUGUGCUUGGCACCCAGAGAUUGGGGUUCAUUUGAAAUGUGCUGUACAUAGCUACACCAUUACAUGAAAUUGCACUUGCAUAUAAAUUUUAUAUACAAAAGGGUUUAAAAAUAAAAAUGUUACAGAUGA